Molecule: messenger RNA, 1005 nt
Organism: Fusarium sp. VM40
Lineage: Eukaryota; Fungi; Ascomycota; Sordariomycetes; Hypocreales; Nectriaceae
Source: the annotation of a GenBank genome assembly
AUGUCUACCAAAACAAUCGCAGUCGUCGGUGCUACAGGCACACAAGGUGGCUCCGUUGCUAGAGCUUUCCUUGGACUUCCAGGCUGGCAUGUUCGAGCACUUACCCGUCGCUCAACCUCCCCCAAAGCCCUAGCUCUCCAAAAGCUGGGAGCCGAGAUCGUGGAAGCCGAUAUGGAAAACGCAGAGUCCCUGGUGAAGGCCUUCGAGGGUGUUCACGCCAUUUUCGUCAACACUGAUUUCUGGGCUCCUUACACAAGCGCUUUAGCUGAUGGAAAAGAUCAAGCUACUAGUCAGCAGAUUGGCUACGACACUGAGGAACUACACGUCAAGAAUGCCGCUUAUGCUGCUUCCAAGACGCCUACCCUGGAGAAGUACAUCUACUCUGCUCUCGGUCCCAUGAAGGAGGUUUCCAAGGGCAAGUACUCGCACUGCCAUCACUGGGAAACCAAGGCCGCAGCUGUCAAGUACAUUGAGAACGAGGUACCGGAGCUCGCCAAGAAGACUUCCGUCAUUUACGUAGGCGCAUACGCUACCAACCCGUUCCUGUACCCUAAGAAGGACACAGAGACUGGCGAAUAUGUUCUCGCAGUCCCUGCAUCCAAGGAUCUCAAGAUGCCCAUAAUCGACACCGAGGGUUCAACUGGAUCUUUCGUUCGAGCCUUGAUCGAAGACGAGCCAGCCGAAACAAAACUGCUAGCUUAUAACAGCGAACUCACAAUGCCCGAAGUCAUCGACAUCUGGAGUAAAGUCACCGGCAAGGAAGCUCAUUUCCAGUCAAUGACAGAAGAGGAGAUGCAUCAGAAGACGAGGCUACCUUAUGAGGUUCUUGAUGGACCGGCGUAUCUGGAUGAGUAUGGAUAUACUGAGGGGGUUGAGGGUGUGAUUACGCCCAAGCAGUUGAAGAAACCUGUUGAAACGGUUGACUUUGAGGAGUAUUUGAGGAAACAGGAUGCUGAGACGCUGUUGUCGUAUACGUACGCGCUGCCCGAGCCUCCACGCAAAUAG